CCUGUUGCUCUUACUCUCCCGAGCCAGCCAUGGUCUCAACUCUGUGAAUCUUCUUUCUUAAUGGACCUUACAAGUACCUGGUGUUUGGACUUUGCAUGGAGUCAAGAUUCUUAAGAACAAUAGUCCAGGCUGAGAAAUAAUUUUUGCAAUGUAUUUGGAAAACUCUGAGCAGGGUAAAGUCAGCGGGGAGGGGGAGCUUUGCACUGAAGCCAUUCUCUCUGGACAAUGUGCAGUUUCUAAAGUAAAGGGAGCUGCAGGCUUAAGCAACUCUUCAAAGGGAAAUGCUGAACUGGACAUAAAGGCCCUUGUGGAAAACACAGAGCAGAGUGUCAGUGGAGGAAUAGACCCCCCUCUUAUUUGUGUAGAGCGCUGCAACAUCAACAUAGAGCACACUGAAUCUUGCAUGGAUUGUGAAGGACUUGCUGAGAGCUUUGAGCCAUAUUCUUCAAGCGAUGGACUUUUUGAAUCUGACCAGACCCUCGAAGAGAAUGAUUGCACAGGAUUAAGCCAACUAUAUGAUGAAUGUACUCAACACUGUGAGUGUUUUAAAGCUUGCAAGUCCUCUGAGCAUUGUGCUAAUCAUAGCUUAGCCUAUGAAAGUAAUCUUUGCUGUGAACACUGCCCAGAACACCUCCUAUUAUUUCAGCCAUGUAAGCCCUCUGAUCAACAGUCCGAGUCCUCUGAUUUUGAGCCAGAUGAAUUGGAAGCGAACUCUGACAGUUUUAGAGAAUCAGACAUGCCUGGUUUUGUUUCUGAACACACGGAAAACCUCGACUUGUCUCUGGAUCAUCGGUGUGAGGACUCUGACUCGGAGCAGGACCAGUCAACAGAGGAUUCAGAGCAAAAUUUCACACAGAACAUCUCUGACUCAAUGGACUCUUUAACCUGCGCUGCUGACUUCUCUGAAUAUGAUGAAAGUCAGGCUGAAGCUGAAUACACAGACAAUGACGAUGAUAAGGAGGAUGAGAGCUAUGAACAAAACGAGAUGGAGGUCUAUGAUGAAGAAUCUUGCAGAUCAUCAGAGGACACACCUGAUGACACCUAUGAAAGUGAUGUAGGUGUAGAAGAAAACUGUGAGCACACGUUUACGGCUGAUGUCUCUGUAGAUGCUGGCGAGUUGCAUGGGGAUGAUUCUGAGGAUGACCCAAGUCAGCACAGCAACUUUGAGGAGAGUGUAGAGUCCUGCACUGAGGAAGACCUGUCAUCAGAAGACUCUAAAUUCUGUAAGACUUGCCUUGACGACAGUUUUCCUUCUGAUCCCUGCUCCGAUUCAUCCGAGGAAUCUGAUAAAGCAGCUCAGGAUGAUUCAGGCGAUGAGCCAAUGCAGUGGGAAUCGUUUGAUGAGAAUGAUGCAGAAAAGCAUCCAAGCAUCGACGAGAGGAAUGAGGAGGAUAAAAAGAAAACCUCCACUGCUGAUGCUGUUAUUGAGGAUUACUUUGAUUUAUUUGACAGAGCAGACUGCUCUGGACAGGUGUUUUCACAAAAGCAACAUUACAUCUCCUGCUUCGACGGGGGCGAUAUUCAGCACCACCUCCACCUUGAAGAGGAGGCUCAGAAAGAAAGUGUCAAAACAGCUUACAAACUGGAAGAGACAAAUGGGUCAAUUAAAGAACAAGACAAAGAUGUGCACACUGAAGAAUCAACUGAAAUAAAUACCCAAGAAAAUGCUCAGCAUUCUGAAGAUUCAGAGGAGGAAGACUUAAGUCAGAGUUCAGAAAACCAGUCUGAUGACUGGACCCUGAAAUCUGAAUCAAGUUCAACAAAAGAUGAAGCUGAAGACAAUGAAUCUGAAACAUUUGGCCUUUAUCCAGAGUACUACCAGGAGUCUGAAGAUGAUGAAGUAUAUUAUGAUGAUGAAGCCUGGUUAUUUGAUGGACACAUUUCUGAUGAUUACGAUGAAGACCCUGAGUUCUACCAUGACUCAGGCAGGGAGGAGAAGACGUUUGCACCAUGUGCCAAAGAAAUUUCUGUUGAGGGCGAUGUUUAUGAAGAUAAAGUCUCUGCCAGUGAGAACAAUGACUCGAUUGGUGAAGCUGCAACCACAGCGGAUACUGAGAAGACUUCUGAUCUCAAGGACGAUAAGAUUGACAAGCAGGACCCGGAACUGGAUGGUUUUCCUGCAUGUUCAGAGAUGGAGCCUUAUUGGGCACUCAUGGAUAAAGAGCAAACAGGAGAGUGUUUUUCUUCAUGUGCUGAGGAUUACUAUGCAUAUCAGAUCAAAAGCAUUCAGUCUUCAGGUACACAACCAUUGAGCAGAUUUAUUCUAGACAGCAGCUGUACUGAUCAAAUCAGUGCUGGAAAGGCUGAUGGUAAUACUUCUAGGAAUGAAAGUGAAGAUGCUAUUGCAUCCGACGUAGAGCAGGAGGAUGCCGAAGUCUGCCCAGAAGAGGAGUCGUCAGCUGGAUUAGGAAUCACUGUUGUCAAAAUAAUCCCCAACGAACAAAGUUCAGAACUGGACACUGAGCUGCAGGAAACCUCAGAACCUACAUCCCCUCUGGGCAUCAUUCACAGUGUUGUGUCAAAGCAUGAGACCCCGCAAAGCAGGGAUUCAGAGGAGGAGCAGAGUGACGAUGAAUCCAUCGAGCAUUGUGACUGCGAAUACUGCAUCCCACCAACACAGCAGGUUCCAGCAAAACCACUGCUUUCACAAGUAGCAUCAGAUGAUCCAGCAAAGAUCUGUGUCGUCAUUGAUUUGGAUGAAACACUAGUGCAUAGUUCAUUUAAGCCUCUGAACAAUGCAGAUUUUAUCAUUCCAGUGGAAAUUGAAGGGAUUGUUCAUCAGGUGCAUGUACUCAAGAGACCCCAUGUUGAUGAGUUCCUCAAGAGGAUGGGCGAGAUGUUUGAAUGUGUUUUAUUCACUGCAAGCUUAUCCAAGUAUGCAGAUCCUGUGUCCGACCUGUUGGAUAAAGAUGGAGCCUUUCAGAGUCGACUCUUUCGAGAGGCGUGUGUUUACCACAAAGGGAACUACGUGAAAGACCUAAGCCGUUUAGGAAGAGACCUAAAAAGGGUUAUAAUUAUAGACAACUCCCCAGCCUCCUACAUCUUCCAUCCGGACAAUGCGGUUCCCGUUGUUUCUUGGUUUGAUGACAUGUCAGACACUGAGCUUCUGGAUCUUAUCCCCUUGUUUGAGAGACUCAGCAAAGUGGAUGACAUCUAUGAUAUUCUGAAGAAGCACAGGACUUCAAGUUAACAAAGGCAGGAUAUUUGUGUAAAGAACAUCACCAGCAACUGUUGAUAUGGGGCCAUGGAGGCUGGUGAGCCGCAGGCUCCAUCGUGCUUCCCAUUACAAGGACCAGGCUUAAAAAACAGCUUGAAAAAAAAAACACAACUCUCAUUUAAUAUCAUAAUCUUACAAUGUGUUGGAUAAAUCCACCCAUUAUCAUUGAAAUGCUUGAUAGAGACUUACCAUGAGAUGACAUGCCCUCUGUAGAUAACUUCAGAGCAGUGUGUGUGUGUUGUUAUUAUGUGACAGCUGUGACCUUUGUAAGUGUGCAGGAAAACUAGAUUGUGUGAACAGCUGCUAUGUCUUCUACAAAUAGUCCUUGACAAAUGAACUACCAUUUUUAUGUCAGGAUAAUGUAGCAUUUGUACAACAGUAUCAUUAACACUAUCACACAGAUAAUAACACAUCAUAGAAGGUUGUCUCUGUAAUCCCCUUAACAUAGAACAUAAAAAUAACUCUGGGGAGCUAAAGAUUUGAAAUGUACACUUAAACAUGGAAUACAUCUCAAUACACCUGUAGUUGUUGAAGGUUACUUUUAUUUAUACAGACAAAAGCUUUUCUUGAUGCACAGUUUGGACUGAUAAAAUAUCCAAUGAUUUUGAAUAAAAAAAAAAACUAAUACUA
Molecule: messenger RNA, 3847 nt
Organism: Girardinichthys multiradiatus
Lineage: Eukaryota; Metazoa; Chordata; Actinopteri; Cyprinodontiformes; Goodeidae
Product: sarcoplasmic reticulum histidine-rich calcium-binding protein-like
Exons: 6
Coding region: 149-3190 (1013 amino acids)
Molecular function (GO): RNA polymerase II CTD heptapeptide repeat phosphatase activity
Source: RefSeq, a predicted model, not a curated record